Molecule: messenger RNA, 3290 nt
Organism: Acanthoscelides obtectus
Lineage: Eukaryota; Metazoa; Arthropoda; Insecta; Coleoptera; Chrysomelidae
Source: the annotation of a GenBank genome assembly
CUCGCAAAGUUAGCUAGUAAGUCGUAAUAGAUUCUAGUACAAUUGUAAUAGUUCGCCCAACUCUAAAAUACAAAGUUGACAUGUAUGACACACCAAUUAUUUGUGUUCUAUGAGUGUUUCUCCUUCUCAUUGUGACUUCUUGUUUGUUUAUAUGUUUUGUGGUUUUUGAUUUCCAAAUUUUUCUAAAAACAUACACAGUAAGUAAGUUAAGAGCAUUAAUGAAAAUUUUACAGUCAAUCCAUAGCAUUUCUUACUUCAGCAAGCUGUUCCAAGGGACUUUGUUGAAGAAUACAAAAAGAUAUUUGUCAACUCGCACCAUGAGGUACAUAGAACAGGAGGAAGCGAUCAGCAUCGACCAGGAGCUGUUCAACGAUUACAGAUUCUCUGUGGAUCAGCUCAUGGAACUGGCCGGGCUUAGCUGUGCUACAGCCAUUGCAAAGACGUACUCAAUGGAGAAAGUUGGAAACAAAUCUAUAUUAGUAAUCUGCGGUCCCGGCAACAACGGCGGCGACGGCCUGGUGUGCGCGCGCCAUUUGAAGGUGUUCGGUUAUAAGCCGGUGAUAUACUAUCCGGUACGCACCGAGAAGCAACUCUACAACAACCUGACCACUCAGUGCACGAACAUGGCGGUGCCUUUCUUGCAAAUGCUGCCCGAACUGUCGACGGUCGAAUGCACGUUCGCGCUGAUCGUCGACGCCGUGUUCGGGUUCAGCUUCAAACCGCCGGUGAGGGAGGCGUUCGUCGCAAGCAUCGAUCUCAUGAAGAAGGCUACGGUGCCUGUUGUCAGUAUCGAUCUCCCUUCGGGCUGGCACGUGGAUAACGGCGAGCCCGAAGAGCGAAGCGGCCUACUUCCCGAAAUGCUGAUAUCGCUGAUGUGCCCGAAAAGGGGCGCGCUCGAUUUCAGAGGAAUCUACCACUAUUUGGGAGGCAGAUUCGUGCCGGCCGCGUUGGAGGAAAAGUACGAGCUGAACCUGCCGGAGUACCCGGGAACGGACUGCUGUGUCCUCAUCAGCUGCGAUUGCGAGGAUGAGGAACAUCAGAAAGAGCAUUAGACCCGCAAAAAUCGGGCUACAUUAUUUGAUGUUUUUAGGGAAACAAAUCGAAAUGUAGUAAUCGGCGAUUUGUCUAGCGGUAUUUUUUAAUAAAUAUUGUCGACUGUGUAGGAUUAUCUUGAACAGGAGAAGCAUCCGUUUUUUAUUGUUUCUAAUUAAUGUUGGCCGUGGAAUAUUUGAUUUUUGUACUCUUUCACCUGUGUGAACAUAGCCCUCCAAAAAAUUAUCACACAAUCUACAGAUAUUUUUCUUUUGAAAAAAAAUACCUCUAGACGAAUCACACAUACACACCAGAGCAGAUGUACGUUUAAGAAAUCCAAAAGGCUGAUACACUUAGUUCAAUGAAUCUCGUUUUUGUGUGUUGACAUGCGUAAUUUCGUACAAAGUUACGUGCUCUUCAUGCAGCGCGUUAUCGGAUCCAUUUUAAGAAGAAAACUUUAUAUGAACCUAAACGUCUCAACUUUUGAGAUACCUUCAGUUUUCAAAAAUAAAUAUUUUAUCAUCUUCUGACCAAUCAGAAUUCUCUUGAUCACUUUCAGAACCGCUGAUUUCUGAUAUUUUUCCAAGAGCAAUUUUCCACUUCUGAUGACGGAUCGGCAUAUAUUUUGCCAUCCUAGUACAUUUUGAUAGAUAUUUUUUUAAGCUUGUUAGCGAUAUUUGAAGGCAACGAUAGAAGAAAAGGAUCUAUUUAAUUAGAAAUAUCGUCACGUGGGGGGCAAGGUUUGCUCUGUGUUGAGAAGACUCGCUGGUGAGGAGGCACAAAAAAAUCAAAGUGUAUUAACAAAAUAAAAGUACAAUGAUCAGGUAGUCAAAGGUCCAGUUUUAAAGCAGGAAUUAUCCCACGUGUCCGCCAUUCAAUUUUUAUAAACCUUUACAGAUCAUGCAACAACAGAAACGUCCGAGGAAAAAGAUGGAAAUAACAACUAUCUGGUAAGUUGGGAGGAGGAACCAAAGUUCCCUGGUCAUCAAAUAUUGGUCUAGAAUGUUGUGUCUAUACAUAGGUUGACAAAAAUUUCUUCUUAAAAUUGACUUGAAAAUCGACCCCCUAUUCACUUCGGAAUAAGUACAAACUAACUGGUAGAUCAGACAACUAUAUUGAUAAGUAAUCAAUUUGAAACUCUUGAUAGUUAAUUAUACACAUGGUUGACACAUUUCAUUUAGGGAAAUUUCACACAUUUAUUAUAAAUCAAAAGAUACUAGCAAACUUACUGAAUAGUUCAAAAUUCUUUUUAUCACAUAAAAUACUCUUCGUCGUUUUUGGAAACAUAUAUAGCAUGAUUCAUGUUUAUCUAGAUAUAGGAAUAUAUAUUAUCAUCAUUAUUAAAAAGGUAGAAUAGUUUUAUUUUAUACAUGUUUUUCAAGAAUGAAGGGUUUCCUUCAUAUUAAUCUUGCCGUAAAAAUGCAAUACAUUUUGGAGAUAAGGAAAUGCCUAAUUUUCAAAUGAAGACUUUCUAACUGAAAAUGUAAUGUGUUUAUUAUGAACAGGGUAUUAUAUACAUGCAUUAAACUAGAUUUAUAAAAUAAAUGUAUGACAACACUUUCAGUUGUAUAAUUUUUUAUCCUUACCAUUUAAUCUUGAUCUUGAAUUUAAAACUGAGUAGCCAAGUUUUCCUUGACCUCCACGACUUUCUAAAAUACCAGGAAAAAAUAACCUUUUCAACUUGAUUGUUUGGCAAUGAGGUCGUCUUACAUUGAAACGAUAACUUUCUCACGAAAUUUUAUUGACAAGUUAGAAGAAAAAAAAUUAAUAGUGUUGGGCCACCCAGCAGCUGAAUAUACUCCUAUAUAUUACUAGGCAUCGACUAAAUGAGAUGAUCGAUAUCUGGUUGUGGCAUCUAAUUUAAUGAUUACCUAUGGCAGACUGUGAAAAGUGGAUAGUCUCCUACUCAUCAUAUCCAACACAUGUUUGAUGGGAUUUAAAUCUGGUGAAAGUGGUGGCCACAGCAAAACAUUGCCUUCUUCUAGAAGAAAGACUAGUAUGAUGAGCAAUAUAGGGACAUGCAUUGUCUUAACACACAGCACUCAUAUUACCACUGAGUAUAAGUUUAUAAUAGUCACUAAAAAGGCAUUGAAUGAAGUCUGUAGAAUAUUUUUAUUUUAUGUGUCAGUUUUACCAGACGUGUUCCCUUCAAAUAAAUUUUACCAAAAAAAGCAAUACAUUUUAGAGACAAAGAAAUGCCUAAUUUCCAAAAGAAAACAUUGUAACUAAAAAUGUAAUGUGUUUAUUAAUGAACAGGC